Molecule: messenger RNA, 1793 nt
Organism: Zingiber officinale
Lineage: Eukaryota; Viridiplantae; Streptophyta; Magnoliopsida; Zingiberales; Zingiberaceae
Product: cyclase-associated protein 1-like
Exons: 10
Coding region: 128-1546 (472 amino acids)
Biological process (GO): regulation of adenylate cyclase activity; cytoskeleton organization
Cellular component (GO): cytoplasm
Molecular function (GO): actin binding; adenylate cyclase binding
Source: RefSeq, a predicted model, not a curated record
CCUUGCCAAACGCGUGCGAACCAUCGCGAUUCACACGCAUCGCUUCGAGGAGAGAGGUUCCCGCCUUGGUGGAAGACAGACACAAGGAGAAAGGUCGAUACUCGGCUCCGACCCUAGGAAACGAAGUAUGGAGAAAGAGCUGUUGACGAGGCUGGAGUCCGCCGUGGCUCGGCUGGAGGUGCUCUCCGUAGCGCCACCCGCCCCCAAGGCGUCGUCCAGAGGCAUUUCCCACGAGGCGGUGCUGGAUCCGUCCAUCUCCGCGCUCGACGACCUCGUUUCGGGUUUCUUGGGACGGGUCUUGGAAGCCGCGGGUAAGAUCGGUGGGGAGGUUCUCCACGCUACGAAGGUGGUGGAGGAGGCGUUCUCGGUGCUUAAGCUGCUCAUCGUCGAGUCCAAGCACUGCCAGAAUCCAGGUGUUGCCGGUAUGGCAGCUUUUUUGAAGCCACUUAAUAAUGUGAUCGCCAAAGCCAAUUACCUCACUGAAGGAAAACGAUCUGAAUAUUUCAAUCAUUUGAAGGCAGUUGCUGAUGGUUUAACAGCUCUGGCUUGGAUAGGUUACACAGGAAAAGACUGUGGCAUGAGAAUGCCAAUCACACAUGUGGAAGAAAGCUGGCAGAUGGCAGAAUUCUACAGUAAUAAGAUUCUUGUGGAGUAUAAGAACAAGGAACCAGAACAUAUAAAUUGGGCAAAAUCAUUGAAGGAGUUGUAUUUACCUGGCUUGCGUGACUAUGUAAAGAACUUCUACCCCUUGGGUCCUGCUUGGGGUACAUCUGUGUCCGUGCUGCCAUCAUCUUCUUCAAGCUUAAAAGCUCCUACAUCAAACAGCCCUAGUGCACCACCACCUCCAACAGGUCCACUUAUUUCCCCAGGAACUGUACAAUCACGUCCUAGAGAAGGAAUGUCUGCUGUCUUUGAAGCAAUCAGCUCAGGACAAUCAGUAACUGCUGGCUUGAGAAAAGUUACAGAUGACAUGAAGAGUAAAAACCGAGUUGAUAGAACUGGUGUAGUGGUGUCAGUUGAAAAAGGUACUCGUGCCAGUUCCAUUACAAACACCAAAGUAUCCUCCAAGUUGGAGCUCCAAAUGGGACGCAAAUGGGCAGUUGAAAAUCACAUUGGAAAUAAGAACUUGAUUAUUGAAGAUUGCGACACAAAGCAGUCUGUAUACAUAUACGGGUGCAAGGAUUCAGUUUUACAAGUCAAAGGAAAAGUGAACAACAUAACUGUUGAUAAAUGCACCAAGAUGGGGGUCUUGUUCACGGAGGUUGUAGCUGCUUUUGAAAUCGUGAAUUGCAAUGGUGUUGAAGUGCAAUGUCAGUGUUCUGCACCAACUAUAUCGAUAGACAAUACUUCGGGCUGCCAAUUGUAUCUGAGCAGUGACUCACUUGGAGCUUCUAUAACUACAGCUAAGUCAAGUGACAUUAAUGUAUUGGUCCCAGGCGCUGGUCCUGAUAAUGACUGGGUAGAGCACCCAUUGCCCCAGCAGUUUAUCCACGCUCACAAAGAUGGCCAGUUCACAACAUCACCAGUCUGUCAUUCUGGAGCUUGAACAUUUUUUUUACUACGCCCCUCGAAAAUAACACGUAUUCUGGAUUUGUUGGGAGUUCAAUAUUGUUGGUUGAUAAAGCAUGACAUGUCAUUUUGUUUACGAUCUACUCUUGUUUUUUUUUCUCUCUCCGUGAAGGAGAAUUCGUCUAUGUUUCAUGACGAGUAUACCAGUCACUGGACUUUCUCAAAGCUUCUCUGUUCCCAUUUUGGCAUUUUAUUGUUCUGUUUUAAUGGUUGAAGGUGUCAAA